AUGGUGUACGGUUUAAUACACAGGCAGAUAAGUGAAAAGGUUCCACGGGACAAAGUACAAUCGUUCCAAGAACUUUUAACACAAGCACGUCUAGCUGAAGAAACUUUUGAAUCGCCUGAUGUUAGUAAAAUCACGGGUACUGAAUUCAAGGGACAAAAGCGUUGCGUGUACUGCAAAAAUGCCAGUCAUGUCAAAGAAGAGUGCCGUAAACUUAAGAAGGCCUUUGAACUUGGUAAUUCUCCACAAAAUGUCACAAGAAAUACAGUUCAUCAGACCCAGGCAAAUGUACAAGUUCAAAACGCUACAGCCCAAGAAAUAAGUUCCCCUGUGUCUUGCUAUGGAUGUGGUACUCCUGGGUUUAUACGCAGUAACUGCCCUAACUCUUCAACUAAGUAUGGUUCUUCCCUAGGUUCUUCUUAA
Messenger RNA from Ceutorhynchus assimilis (cabbage seed weevil), 420 nucleotides. Lineage: Eukaryota; Metazoa; Arthropoda; Insecta; Coleoptera; Curculionidae. The record is from the annotation of a GenBank genome assembly.